Messenger RNA from Cladophialophora bantiana CBS 173.52, 1563 nucleotides. RefSeq lists its product as uncharacterized. Lineage: Eukaryota; Fungi; Ascomycota; Eurotiomycetes; Chaetothyriales; Herpotrichiellaceae. Bases 1 to 1563 code for a protein of 520 amino acids. The record is from RefSeq and is a predicted model, not a curated record. The transcript has a single exon.
AUGUCUACUGAGCGAUCAUUGCCUACGACGAUGACUGAGGAGGUAUCUGGAUGGUGGCCUUCUGAAAGGAGUGCUAAAUCUCGAUUUAAGGCACUCCUUAGUCGCACAAAGCUGGAGAGGCUCACGAGACAACACAAAGUCGAAGCCACGGCCGGUCGUCCCAAUCUGCUUCAAUCUGUGCAUCCAAGACGGGGUGCUUCAGCUCCAUUGACCGCUUAUACGAAAGAACGCACUAGCGACACCAUUUAUUCAAGUCCAACCCUUCAGAUAUCGCAGCAACUCGAGAGGCAGGUCCGGCCACUGAAGACUCAGAAAAGCCUGGCAAGUAUCUGCCAGACAUGCCCACGACCACACGCCGAGCAAUCAGUCUAUGACGAGCCUGUGCCCCCUACACCUCUACCCUCGACGGCGUACAGGAAGACUUCUCGGAAUGUUUCGAGGUCGACCACGGAUUCAUCAGUCCACACGUUGAACAGCGUUGACCGUCUAACGGAGCCAUCCAUUUCAGAUGACCGCUCAAUCUACACCCCUCACACAAGUUUCUCUAGCUGCGUAAGUUCCCAUUCGUAUGCUGCCAGGCCUUUUUUUGCAGAUGCGGACAGUUAUGAAGUCCCAGUACCCGGCGACCUGCGGACAGCAAUCUCCACCCCCACUCCCAACGAUUCGAGAGUCUUGUGCACAUACAUGCCAACUCCAAAGAAGAACACCAGACAUUUGUCAAGUAUGACGACAGCGUUGGAUCCAGUGCCUGGGGCGAACACCCAUGAUCUAUUUGUGCAGAAGCCCUUACCACCCCUACCUGCGCCCCAGUCCCAGCAUGGCGGCAACGACAGACGCAUCUCCACCAUCGCCCCUUUGCCGGAACCGGGAGACAUCAGAAAGACUUCAGCUCGCUAUCGCUGUGAACCUCCUCAAGACGCCACUACUACUAGCCGAUCUGCCACGCCAACGUCGCCUUCUUCGAGGCCGUCCAGCAGUAGAAGCAAAAGCUCUUCAUGCACACAAGAUCUGGUGGUAGACGGGGGUCGAAGGAGGGCUGCAUCAUAUAGUCUCUUCCCGCGAACCCCCUCGACGGCGCAACAGAGGCCACCCUCAAAUAGUAGCAUACCCUCACCCAGACAAUCCACUAUAGCCACCACCCUCGCUUUACAGAACCAGUGCAGUCUGCGAUUCCCGAGGACACCUUCAACCGGGGGGACAGAGGACUUGACUCGUCCUCGACCACCGCCGCUGCCGCCGUCGAGAGACCCAAGGAGACACGGCAAAGUCCUGUCCACCGACACGGCCGUCGCUGCCGCUGCGGUCAUCACGACUGGACAGCCGCCCGCCUCAUACAUCUCAUCUGCGGAAGAUGAAGGCAACCCUCGACCGCCGCUGAGACUGGCAAAGACCUCACCAUGUCAACCCGUCCUUCAAAGGCAGAAGAGCAUGCCUUGCCUGCUCCGUCCUCGGACCCCGUCGUCGGGACCUCCUCCUACCGACCCUCUUCUGGCAUUACCAACAGUGGCCUCGAGGUGUCUACCGCCGCCUACUAAGAUUCCACCGCGGAAGAUGAAUUCAUGA